AUGGGGGACCGCACUCGACGUUCAGCCAUCUUUGACUCCUCGGAUCUCUCUUCAGACGACGAUUUCCCUAGCACCAACAAUAUGGCCGAGUCUACAUCUUCAUGGUUUCCCUCUCAUGCAACUCUUGAAAUUCUCCAGGCGCACCUGGAAGCCGACGCCGACUCUGACUCUUCCGAAGAUGCUGGACCGCGUGUGCACCCCGACUUCUUCGUCCACCUUGAGAGGUUACGAAGGAUCAACGAAGCCAAUCGAGUAAAUGCGCGCAGGGAAGUUGAAGCCUGGUAUGAAACAGCUUUUGGGUCCAACCAGUCCCAGCAUCAAGCUUCUCACAUAGCCAAUUCUCAUCCUCACGCUUCUGAUCUGCCUGAUGAGUCUCAGCAUGAAGCUGCGCGCAUGCUUGAAGAAUCCCAUCGUGAAAAUUCGCAAUUUAACAACGAACUCAACCAACCCUCGGACCCUGCCGGCGCCGAACAUAGAUUGCAGCCGCCAGCUAUGGGCGUGCGUGACCAACAUGAAACCCAAGAUUUCCCUGCAGCCGGUCCAUUUGAGCCGAUGCCGCAUAUUCUUUUUGAGGCGUCAGGUUACAUGGGUCCUGCUCACCCCAGGGAGAACUCUCAACAGCAUAGGCCUCCUUCUCCUUACCCAACGGCAGCUUGGGGUCAGUCUUCUACUGUUCCAGCCCCUGUGGAAACUCUUCCUAUGUCAGCACCUCAACCACAGAGGUAUACCGACUGGGGAAACCCUUACAGAUUCCCGUUCGAUCCGGCUCCGUUCCCUGAGGGUGCCACCCCUUAUGCCCCAGAACGUAUUCUUCAAGCAUGGCUCAUUCGGCAGCAGCUUAUUGCCGGUGUUAGUCCUGAAGACAUUCAGCCCAUGGCAGUCCCACGCGGAAGACGGCACCGAACACCUCCUUACAUCGUACUCAAUGACAGUGGUGCCCAUAUCAUAAGAAUUGAGCCUGCCACAUUCGAGGGUGCCAUGCUUCCUCUGCCCGCCCUUCCUUGGCUGCCGCGGCGCGCAAAUCUCAACGCAUCCACUACACCUGUUUCAUCUAAUGCACCCGAUGCUUCGGUUCUGCCCACUGCCCCAAACACCGUGACUGCUCCAGAUCCUGUGGUUGCUCCAAGCUUAGCUGGUACUCAAUACUUAUCGGAACCCCGGGAAUUUUCGGCCGCUCUAACCCCAACGGCUGCCCCAACUCUGUCAGCUGCCACAAAUUCGCCGGCUGCUACAGUACUACUCACUGCUCUAACCCCACCGGCUCCUCCAAAAGCCCCAGCUGAUCCAAGCUCGGCUGCUCCAAGACUAUCGUUCGCUCCAAAUUUAUCUGCCGCAAAUUCGUCUCCUCUCUCACACUUGCAAGCUGCUGCAACCUUGCUGGAUGCUCUAACCCCACCGGUUGCUCCAGCCUUGCCAGGCUCCACUGUUGUUUUGGAUCCAACUUCUGUACCGGAACGAAUUUCGGAAGAUUCGAGUCAACAUGUUGCAGAAAGUCAGAAUCCAGAUCCGCGUAUGGUGGCCUUCUUCCAACCUCUUAGGCUACAUGGACCUGCUAAUUCAGUCUCAGCGUCUGUGCCAGAUGCGCAUCCAGAAACACCAAGCACGUCUGAGUCCGGCUUCAACGAGAACAGCCAAACUUCCGUGAUUGCCCUUCAGCCACAUUCGCAAGCCAGUGUGCCCCUGGCUGUGCAAAACCGUACCGAUGCUGGUCUUAUCAGUUCUCAAGAAACCCACUCCCCUGGGGUGUCUUUUGCCCAUUCGCAUGAUCGAGAGUCUUUGGCUAUCUCUCCUUUGUCGAACGAAGGGACCGAGACCCGGAACAUUCCUGCUCGUCAGGCCCCCAAUGGCAAUGGGAUUGUGCAUCACGCAGUCACGUUUUCGGAGCCUGAGGACCCAGAGGAGCCUGCCACGCCUCGUCUCUGUCGUUUUGCCAUCGAUGGAGCGGAUGAAUCGCUCGGUGUGGGACGGUUGUCUGGGAAGGUUAAGGCCAUCGGGGAUCAAUCCUCCUCAGGAGGGUUGAUUUGA
Molecule: messenger RNA, 2025 nt
Organism: Penicillium digitatum Pd1
Lineage: Eukaryota; Fungi; Ascomycota; Eurotiomycetes; Eurotiales; Aspergillaceae
Source: RefSeq, a predicted model, not a curated record